AUGUUGUCCACGUUGGGACUGCUCUUCCCACUAUUUACAGCAGUGGCGCAAGCCAAUGUGGAAAAGACAAUCUUCCUAGCACCAGAGCCAGCAACAAUUCCGGCCGGCGGACCAGAUCUCGAUGAUCUAGGUCUCGAGCGUCUCUCACCAGAGAGACCCGUGGUGCGCACACGGCUCAAUGCCUCAUUCCCAACAUCCGACGCACCCAGAGGCACGGAAUCGUGGUUCUUCCUCGAAAACCUGAAUCCGGGCCAGCGGUAUGAAGUACGAGUCUGUUGGCUAGCCACCCAACCGACAUCAUUCACUCUGACCACCUACCCAUUAUCAACCGCCAUCGAAGACACAGCUCUCCUGUCUUCGCUGAGCAUGUACACAGCAUCCCGACUUGCAGCGCUGGAUCCUCAGCUGCAAGCAAAUAGCAUUCCGCGCGGCGCCAGUCUUCGUGGUAGCGAGGAUCCGCGCGAUCCCGCCCCGACCAGUGACUCGGUCCUCUUCCUGCGUGUGCACGCCGCAGCAGACUAUUUCAGCGCUGAGCAGUCCUUGAUGCACAAUGUGCCGCCGGUAGCGGUGGAUCUGAUCCUCGACCCAUUCUUGUUCAAUGUUUUCCCACGCUCGUUGGUGCCGACGGCGGGAUGGACUGUGGUUGUUGCCGUUCUGGCGGUAGUGCUCGGCAGAUGGAUUGUGAAGGAGGUUGGGAGAGCUGUAAAUGAUGCCAGGAGGCAAAGUGCUUUGGAGGAGAUGAAGAAGAAGUAA
Molecule: messenger RNA, 753 nt
Organism: Penicillium bovifimosum
Lineage: Eukaryota; Fungi; Ascomycota; Eurotiomycetes; Eurotiales; Aspergillaceae
Exons: 2
Coding region: 1-753 (250 amino acids)
Biological process (GO): GPI anchor biosynthetic process
Cellular component (GO): mannosyltransferase complex; endoplasmic reticulum membrane
Molecular function (GO): mannosyltransferase activity
Source: RefSeq, a predicted model, not a curated record